AGUUGUCAAUUUGGGGCGAGAGAACAGAAAAGAAAACACUAGAGAAAGGCACAAAUAAAGAAAACUCAAGAAAAAUUAAUAAAAAAAUAUAAAAAUAAGCUAAAUAAUAGAAAAUAUAAAUAUUUUAAAUAUAUUUUUAAAGAAAUAAUACAAAAAAAUACAGGCGAACGCAUAAUUAAUUAAACUAAUAAAUAAAAUUUGCUCAUAUAGGAAAAAAGAAAAACUAUGUCACUAAUCGAUAAAUUACAAGAACAAGAGCCAAUACCAUUGGCCGAUGAUGAUCCACAGGUUAUCAUUAACGAUGAUGAUCAACGUUCAAACAUUCCCAAUGGUCAUUCAAUGGAUUCUCUAAGGUCCUCCUUUACUAAUCGCAGUUCUACCCCUGACUCGCACAAUUCUUUAGACCCGGAAAUUAGUCCAGAUGAAAAAGAGGAGAAAGCGCGUUUAAUUACCCAAGUAUUGGAGUUACAAAAUACUCUAGAUGAUUUGUCGCAACGUGUCGACUCGGUUAAAGAAGAGAAUCUUAAAUUGCGUUCAGAAAAUCAAGUUUUGGGUCAAUAUAUAGAGAAUCUUAUGUCUGCAUCAUCAGUAUUUCAAUCUACUAGUCCAAAUUCAAAAAAGAAGUAAAUUCUAUUUACUCUAUCACAGCUUUUAUCCAAUACAUGCUUGUUCUUAAGUUAAAAUUUUUUAUUGAAAAGUGUUAUUUUUCUUUUUUUAUUUACUGAAUACUCACGACGAUAUUUAUGUUCUCAUAUAAUAUAUUUAUAUUUUUAUAUUAUACCUACCAUUAGUUAAAUAUUCCAAUCAAAAUGCAUAUUUAUACACAUAUAGAAUUGCAAUAAAAUGCCUUUUUUAAAUGUAAGCAAACAUAUAUACAUAUAUUUUAACGUAAUUUGCUUUAUUGAAAAAUUUAUUAUUUUAAAAAAUAAAAGUACAGCUUAAAAUAAAGAA
This is a messenger RNA of Calliphora vicina (urban bluebottle blowfly), 951 nucleotides long. Its product is annotated as short coiled-coil protein B. Bases 226 to 627 code for a protein of 133 amino acids. The record is from RefSeq and is a predicted model, not a curated record. The transcript is spliced from 2 exons. Lineage: Eukaryota; Metazoa; Arthropoda; Insecta; Diptera; Calliphoridae. Gene Ontology annotation, cellular component: trans-Golgi network.